UUUUAUCUUCCCUCCCCCCACGUGUGUACAUCGGUCUCGGGUGGAAUGUUUGUUGAUGUACACCUAUGAGUAGAAACGUAUCAAAAUUACUGUUGUAAUAUAUAUUUAUCGGAGUAAUGUUGAAAUCAAAAACUUUCGUAAAGAAGACCCGAUCAGGCGGGAUCAUGAAAAUAGUCCGUGAGCACUACCUGCGAGACGAUAUUUGGUGCGGGAGUGAAGUUUGUACAGAAUGCAAGCAAGAAGAGUCCGUGUUGCAGAAAGACGCUUGCAUUGAAAGCAACUUGUGUUCUUUCCCACACUAUUUGCUCCCAGACACAAAUGUUGUGUUGAGCCAGAUUGAUAUCCUGGAGGAUCCCUUGAUCAAGAACGUGAUCAUUCUGCAGACUGUACUCCAAGAGGUCCGCCACAGGAGCGCUCCCAUCUACAAGCGGUUGAAAGACAUCCUUCACGACAAGGAGAAACACUUUUACACUUUCACUAACGAGCAUCACAGAGAAACGUAUAUAGAGAGAGAGCAGGGGGAAAGCGCCAACGAUCGUAAUGAUAGAGCCAUCCGCAUAUCUACAAAGUGGUACAGUGAUCACCUGAACAACACCCCCACGGACAUGGGGUUAAAGGUUGUUUUGCUGACCAAUGACCGGGGCAACAAGGAGAAAGCAGAGGAGUCCGGCCUGCUCACAUACAGAUGUGAGGAGUACGUCAAGAGUCUGAUAGCCAACCCUGAGCUGGUGGAUCGACUGGCUUUGACCAACGAUGACAAGAAUGAGAUCACCAGCAGUAAGGUGUUGUUCCCGGAGCACCUGCCCCUGUCUAGGAUCCAGUCUGGGAUUAAGAGUGGGACCUUCCAACAGGGAACGUUCCGGGCUAGCAGAGACAACUACCUGGAGGCUACUGUGUUUGUCCACGGAGAAGGAGAUGACAGUACAGAGGUUCUGAUCCAAGGCCUACAGAACCUGAACAGGGCUGUCCAUCAGGACCUGGUUGCUGUGGAGAUCCUGCCUCUGAACCAAUGGGUGGCUCCGUCCUCUGUGGUGCUGCAGGACGAGGGGCCCAAGGAGGAUGAUGUCACAGAGGAGGAGGAGGAGGCAGAGUUGAAGAGUGGUCCGUCUGGGGCGGGGUCACGGAAGCCCACAGGCAGGGUGGUGGGCAUCAUCAAGAGGAACUGGAGACCCUUCUGUGGCAUGCUCUUCCUGUCCCAAAUCAAAGAGGCGACCCGUCACCUCUUCACCCCAGCUGACCGUUGUAUCCCCAGGAUCCGUAUCGAGACGCGCCAGGCGGCCACGUUGGCGGGACAGAGGAUCAUGGUGGCCAUCGACGGCUGGCCCAAGCACUCCAGAUACCCUAAUGGCCACUUUGUUCGUAGCCUGGGCAGUGCAGGGGACAAGGAGACAGAGACGGAGGUGCUACUGUUGGAGCAUGAUGUCCCUCACCAGGACUUCUCACAGGCCGUCCUCAGUUUCCUCCCCAAGAUGCCCUGGAACAUCACAGAGGAGGACAUGGCUGUGAGAGAGGACCUGAGGAACCUGACCGUCUGCAGUGUGGAUCCUCCUGGCUGUACGGACAUAGAUGAUGCUCUGCACUGUAGAGACCUGGCCAAUGGAAACCAAGAGGUUGGUGUCCACAUUGCUGAUGUGAGCCACUUCAUCCGUCCAGGCAACGCCAUGGAUCUGGAGGCUGCUAACAGAGGCACUACAGUCUACCUGACUGGAAGGAGGAUCGACAUGGUUCCUGAACUGCUGAGCUCCAACCUGUGUUCUCUACGAUCCAGUGUGGAGAGGCUGGCCUUCUCUUGUAUAUGGGAGAUCAACGACAAGGCUGAGAUAGUCAAGACCAGAUUCACUAAAAGUGUCAUCAACUCCAAGGCCUCCCUGACCUACGCCGAGGCCCAGAUGAGGAUUGAUGACGCCAACAUGAAUGAUGACACCACCAAGAGCUUACGAGGCCUGAACAGACUAGCAAAGAUCCUGAAGAAACGGAGGAUAGAGAAAGGUGCGUUGACUCUCUCCUCGCCCGAGGUUCGCUUCCACAUCGACAGUGAGACUCACGACCCCAUAGACCUACAGACCAAGGAACUCAAGGAGACCAACUCCAUGGUGGAGGAGUUCAUGCUGCUGGCCAACAUCUCAGUAGCUCAGAAGAUUUAUGAUGAGUUCUCAGAGUGUGCUCUUCUCAGGAAGCACCCCGCCCCUCCUCCAUCUAACUACGACAUCCUCAACAAGGCUGCCAAGUCGAAGGACUUGGUGAUCCACACGGACUCGGCCAAGGCUCUAGCUGACUCUCUGGACGCGGCCCAGGUGGACGGCUUCCCUUACUUCAACACCUUGCUGCGUAUCCUAGCAACACGCUGCAUGAUGCAGGCUGUGUACUUCUGCUCCGGGAUGGACAGUGACUUCCACCACUAUGGACUGGCCUCGCCCAUCUACACACACUUCACCUCGCCUAUCAGACGGUGAGAACACACACCUCACCUAUC
Salvelinus fontinalis (brook trout) is the source of this 2473-nucleotide messenger RNA. RefSeq names its product exosome complex exonuclease RRP44-like. Gene Ontology annotation, biological process: rRNA catabolic process. NCBI's taxonomy places the organism in Eukaryota, Metazoa, Chordata, Actinopteri, Salmoniformes, Salmonidae. Gene Ontology annotation, cellular component: cytoplasmic exosome (RNase complex); nuclear exosome (RNase complex). Gene Ontology annotation, molecular function: 3'-5'-RNA exonuclease activity; RNA binding; endonuclease activity. The transcript is spliced from 16 exons. The coding region runs from base 117 to 2453 and encodes 778 amino acids. The record is from RefSeq and is a predicted model, not a curated record.